AUGAACGUUUCUCUUGCACUGUUCCAGGUCCGCAGCAAGCUGUUUCUCGUGGACGCCUCGAUUCCUCCCGAAUGGAUAUCCAUCUGGGACCCGACGAAAUCAGAGGCCAUCACAGAACACUCGAUGUGCCAUCCCGGACGGCCGUGUCCCCAGGGCGACGGCCACGAUGGCUCGCCCGCCUUGGAAGCCUUCCACAAGGCAAAAUCGGAUGCGUUCUGUUUGCCGUUCGCAGCAGACAACGAGCCCUCGCCGUCCGCAAUCAGCUCCAUGUUACCUUUGGACCACGGCUGCAGCUUGGCGUACUCGUGGGCCGGGUCCUUGUCGAACUUGGCCACAUUAAAAUACACAGACCCGUCCGGUGUGGCGUACGCCCAUGUCCUCGUCGAACUUGCGUUCCCAGUACGACGAGCACGCUUUGAAGAUCUCUGGGUCGGUAACUGUGGAUCCGAGCUCCUUGUCGAGUUUCGGAACAAGAACGUCCUGGAUGUUGGCGAAGAACGAUUCCAGGUCGGUUCCGUGUUGCAACUCGUUGGAUGCGGCAACGGCGGCCUUCACAUGCAUAGGCAAUUUGGGCUUUUGCACACCCAGAGCUGCCAGAUCCAAGGUCUUGGCCCAGUCAACAAACGAGCCAGACCCGUCCCAUUCGGGGAUGUUUUUCGAGAUGUACUCUUGCAAGGCGGUGGCCACGUUCUUCUUGAGCUCGGCCGAGAUCUCGGUAUGGGACUUCUUGUACUGGGCAAACAAAUACUCUUGUCUGGCCUUGAUGAUGAUCUUGUCAUCGAUAUCUGUCACGUUCUGGAUAAAUCUAACGUUGUAGCCAAAAUAGUCCUGCAUGAUUCUUCUGUUGAUGUCGAUGGUGACAUAAUUUCUGGCGUGGCCCAUGUGGCUGGAGUUAUAAACGGUGGGACCACAGCUCGGCCGCUCACUUUGAUUGUGGGCACCAACGGAUCGGGCAAGACCACCAUCAUUGAGGCCCUGAGAUACGCCACUACGGGGGAUCUCCCUCCCAACUCCAAGAACGGCGCGUUUGUGAAUGAUCCGGGCAUGACGGGCGUGACAGAGACAAAGGCCCAGGUCAAGCUCGCGUUCCAGAACGUCAACCAGACAAAUAUGGUGCUGACCAAGUCGCUGGCCGCGUUCAAGAACUCGCGCACCAAGAACACGAGCUUCAAAACGCGCGAGAACCAGCUCGUUGCCGUGCACAACGGCGAGAAACAGACGGUCACGUCGAAAAUGGCCGACAUCGAGGUGGCGGUGCCGCAGCAGCUCGGCGUCUCGCGCGCCGUUCUCAACUACGUGAUCUUCUGCCACCAAGACGACAGUCUGUGGCCGAUCAGCGACUCGGCCAAUUUGAAGAAGAAGUUCGACGAGAUCUUCGACUCGGUCAAGUUCAUCAAGGUGUUGGAGACGUUCAAGGUCAUUCAGAAGGAGAUGAACGUGGAUAUCAAGGUGCUGAACAACAGUGUCGACCAUUUGCGCAACGACCGCAACAGAGCGCACAAUAAAACGGCGCAGAUCGACGAGUUGAACCGUCAGGUGGACCAAUUGAACAUGGAGUCGGAUUCGCUGUCAAAGGAGAUCGAAACGGUGAACCGCGAGGCCGAGAAGCUGUUCACCUCGAACCAAGACUACGAAAAAACCAUUAAUCGACUCGAAUAUCUUAAACAGCAGGAGGUUUCUUUGGGACAGCAGAUAGAUAUGAUCCGCACCACGACGAAACCUGUGAGCGGGUCGAUGGAUGAUAUCCGGUUGCAAUUGGACAAUUUCGCCAAUAUUCUUGUGGAGAAGAAGUCGGAGAUAGAUCAGCUCAAGUCGCAGCUGGAGACACGCAGUUUGGACCUGGAGACGAAAAGAGAAAACUACAAUUCGAGUGUAUUGGAGUCGGGUCGGUACGCUGGUCUUUGGGAGCAGUACGAGAGGAAUCUGGCCGAGAUCCAGCGAUUGGAAGCCGGUUUCGAUCAGAAGCGACUCGCUAGUUUGACCGCGCUGUUUGAGGACAAACAGAGCCAUUUCAAAACUGUUGUUGAGGACAUUGAGUUUGAGGCCACAACGGUGAAAGAGGAGCUCGCAAAGGAACUCCAGCAUGCCGAGUAUGUGCGGAAAGACAUUGCUAGUUUGGAGGCCAAAAAAAGCGAGCUUGAACGAGUUUUGGCCUCCUCUAGUACAAACCAGACAAAACUGCAGAAUGAGCGAACUCUAUUGGUUCAAGAUGAAAAGGAACUGGAAGACUACCGCCAGCAACGCGUGCUGGCUACCGUGAACGAGAAGAUUUCGCAAACAGAGGCGCAGAUCCGCCAGGUCGAGGUGAAACAGGAAGAUUUGUUUCGCAAAGUUGGCCAGACCAGUCGACAGUCUGACGCGAUGGCCAAGAUGCAUUAUUUGAAGAAGUCUCUGGAAGGAAUAGAAGAGAAGCUUGAGUCUGCCUUUGGCAGGCUGGGCACUAAUAGUGUUGAGCAGUUUACGAGCAGUUACGAGACGAUCAAGUUGGAGUACUCCCAGCUGGAAGAAGAGCUGAAAAGUGAGCAGCAUGCUCUUUCUGAGCUGAAAAAUAGUCAUCAGGUGCAUUUGCAACGGUCGCAGGAGUCUUCGGAGCAGAUUGCUGUGCUAGAAAAGGAGAUUACCACCGUUUUGGGAGCCACUCCAAUAGACCAGUACGACGAGGUUUUGGAGGACGCCGAGUACGAGUUCAACGACUGCGACGGAGGAGUCAAGGUCCGCGAGUACUGCAUCAACUUUAAUAAGCGAGCGAUCGACCUGGUGAACCACAAGAACGCGUGUUUACUGUGUCACCGGGAGUUUGGUGUUUCUGACGAGAAGAGCAAAGUUCUGGAGCUUCUUUCGAAACAGACCAGCAUUCUGGAGAAUAAUAAGAGCGCCGAGGAUGCGUUGAAGGCUGCACGGAAACGACUCGAGACAGUGAAGGGGGUUGCUGGGAAAGUGGAGGAGUACCGCAAGCUAAAGAACCGAGAGGACGGGGUGUUGAAGCUUGUUGAGGAGUUUGCGUUAAAGACGGAGAAACAAGCGGCUAUAGUCAGUGCGAAGAGCGUUCAGAUUGAAGAGAAACGUGGCGUCAAGAGCCAAUUUGAUGCGUUAAUAUCGACGGUUGACGAGAUUGCUCGUUUGGAGAGCGAAAAGAGCGUUAUUGAAAAACAGCUCACGAGCUUCAAGUCUGAGCUUUCUGUUUAUGGAGAAGAGCUUCAGAGCAUGGAGGAGCUAGAAAUUGCUCAGUCGGAUGCCAACAGUGAGGUCAGACGGUUGCGGCUGGUUCUGGAACAUCUGAAAGCUGAGCGUGAACAGAGUUCUCGCAAACUGGCCACUUUGGAGGGGCAGAUCAAGGACCGCAAGCUGGUCAUCAUGGAGCUGGAAAAGUCCGACCUGGAUAACGUGAACGUUCAGAACUCGUUGCGGGAGGUAACUGUGGAAGUUCAGCAGUUGCGAGACUCGGUUAUUGAGAAAGAGAAGCUAAUAAGUCAACUGAAAACCAGCCAAGAGGAAUUGUUGCAAAAACUGCAGACGACGAACGACCAAUCGCGCCAGGAAUUGGACUCCAUCUUGCCCGAGAUCGAGCGUCAAAAGACCAUUCAGCGCGACAUCGAGUCUCUGCGCACGGUGGUGCGCGAGUUUGAGGAAAAGUAUCCGAAAAAGGUGAGUUUCGAAGAUUUGACGUUGGAGCUCAAGGAAGGUAUUAAAAACGAGGAAGUUGCUAUCAAACAGCUUGCGGACCAACUGCGCACGCUCGAGCACGCUGUGAGCGACGCAGACAACGAGGAACGCAACCUGCGGUACAAUCUGGACCUGAUUUCGCUGGAAACCCAGCAGGCAGAAACGCGUGCCACCAUCGCCGAACUGUCGCAGCAACAGGCCGAGUCCAAACGACAGGAGUUUGUUUCCAGGAGCCGCGAGCUGCAAGCCAGACAGUCCGAGCUCCAGAACCAGUACUCCACGAAACUCGGAGAAAUGACACAGCUGUCUCGCCAGAUCCAGUCGGUCAAGCAGGAGCUGGCACGUGACUACAAGGACGUUGACCAGAAGUACACCAAGGAGUAUGCGAACUUGCAGACGAAGCUGUCGAUGGUGACGGACUUGUCGACGUACUACAAGGCGAUCGACAACGCGGUGAUUGAGUACCACCAGGUGAAGAUGAAGGAGAUCAACCGGAUUGUGGACGAGCUUUGGAAAAAGACGUAUAUGGGCAACGACGUGGACACCAUCAUGGUGAAGGCGGACCCCAUCAAGUCUACUGGCUCGUCGCUGACACGCUCGUACAACUAUCGGGUGGUGAUGGUGAAGAACGGCACGGAGCUGGACAUGCGGGGCCGGUGUUCUGCUGGCCAGCGAGUGCUGGCCGCGUUGAUUAUCCGGCUGGCUUUGGCCGAAUGUUUUGGGCUCAAUUUCGGUAUGAUUGCGCUGGACGAGCCAACCACGAACCUGGACGACGAGAACAUCGAGUCGCUGGCCAAGGCGUUGAGCAACAUCAUCCAGGAACGCGCUAGUCAGAAGAACUUCCAGCUGAUUGUGAUCACUCACGACGAGAAGUUUCUGCGGUACAUGAACGCAGUGGACUUCACAGACCAUUACUACAAGAUCAUCAGAAACGAGAGACUCAACUCGACGAUCAACCGUGUUGAAAUCAGUCAAUUGGACGAUUAA
Ogataea philodendri is the source of this 4650-nucleotide messenger RNA. RefSeq lists its product as uncharacterized. Gene Ontology annotation, molecular function: G-quadruplex DNA binding; double-stranded telomeric DNA binding; ATP hydrolysis activity. The transcript has 4 exons. Bases 1 to 4650 code for a protein of 1549 amino acids. Gene Ontology annotation, biological process: telomere maintenance via recombination; chromosome organization involved in meiotic cell cycle; double-strand break repair. NCBI's taxonomy places the organism in Eukaryota, Fungi, Ascomycota, Pichiomycetes, Pichiales, Pichiaceae. The record is from RefSeq and is a predicted model, not a curated record. Gene Ontology annotation, cellular component: Mre11 complex; condensed nuclear chromosome.